AUGCAUCCGUUGUCGCGACUGAUGCUGACGACGGCGUCUAUCAGCCACGUCUGUCGCCGGUGGCGCGCCAUCGCUGAAUACGACAAGCAGCUUUGGGCGCCCGUCUGCAUUAAGCUCGACUACUACGACAUCAUGGCGCUGUCAGAACCACUCACGUCCAAGCGGUUGUUGCCCUUCAAGAAUGCGGUGAGAGCGUACCUCGCCAAGUCGGACCCUUUGCCCUUUGCAAUCGAUCUGCAGGGCCCCUGCCUUGCCCUCGACUCUCACGGUCAAAGAAAGCUCUGCAUCCUCCCGGAAGGGGACUUCUUCGACCAUCUCGCGCGCCGCUGCCACCGUGCUCGCCUCUGCACCACCUCCAUCAACCACCUCAAUCAUCUCUUCCGCGUUGCCAGGCGGGGUUUGUCUGCACGCGUCGAGAUGGAGAGCCUCGAAAGCCUCGAGCUCGUAGAGAACCGCAAACAUCCGAACGAGAUGUACCUGCACAAGGCGGACUUCUUCACCAGGGAGGCGCCGCGUCUGCGCUCGUGGAAGCAGCAUGUCAUUGAUCUGACAAGCGCUGGACAUCGCGGGGCAAUUGUGCACGCGCCAGGGCGCACUCUGGAGUGCCUCGAGGCGUCGUGGACGGAGUGGCGCCUGGCAGGUGUUGCGCUUCCGAGAUGGGUCAAUCUCAAGGGCCUUGUCAUUGCGAUAUGCCAGCCAUACGACCCAUGGUGGGACUUCAAUCUCAAGCGCAUGACGUUGUUGCAGCUGGAAUCCUUGACCGUCGCUGCGACCCUCGCACAUGGCGCCUCUGGAGACACUGGCGUCGCAAGACCGGCUGGCUCUCGAGGCCGAGUCAGCAAGGCGACUGCGCGAAAGCGGACGGGGGGCCAGGCUGAAUCGGAAGCCAUCGCCCAUAAUAAAAACGACGCUGGUCGCAAGUCUACCGAGCGUAACACAUCGAGUGACCUGAAAGGCAAGCGCGCUCGGGCCAACCGAAAAGACAAGCACCUCGAACCAUCCCGGAGAUCAGCUAGGAUUUUCGCUCGCACAAACGGUCCUAUACACCGCCUGCCCGCCGAGCUCCUCUCCGAGAUCUUCUUCCACCUCCGCGAGCUGCUCAUCCCCGACUACAGAUAUCCCAAUCCCACACCGGCGCUGGAUAGCACCAUCACGCGCGUCUGCAGGUCCUGGCGGAACGUUGCGCAUGGGACGCCACUACUGUGGCAGUACAUCGCUCCUAAAAGCAGGGAGCCCACCGAAUACCUGCGCCGGUACCUGCCUCUCACGGGAACGUGUCCACUACACGUCGACUUGUGCCGCACCAUGUCUAGCAGGGACCUGUCCGGGAUAGAGCAGCUUCGGGAUCAUUCUCAUCGCAUGCGUUCCUUGGAGGUGACGGCCUCGUUCGAGGAGUUCAGCGCUAUGCAGCCCUUCGCCUCGCCAAAUCUCCAGAGCGCGUUCAUCAUGACGCUUUCAGAGAUGCCGCUCGGCACGGUCACACCCUUGGCGUUCCUCGACGACGUCUCUCGGUUAUCCGACCUAUGCCUGAACUUCCAAUUCGUCAAAGUGCAGGCAAUCUCGGUGCCGCCGUUGGAAUCCCUCACGGAGCUCACCCUGUACCUGUGCUUCGGCGUCUCGAACGUCCGCGGCGUAUUGCAGCGGUGCUGCAGGACGCUCAGGAAGCUCAAAGUCAGCGUUGGCGUAUGCGACACGCGGCCGGCACCAGCCGAGGCUCUGGACCUUCCCUGCCUCGUGAGCCUUGACCUCGAUUGCAAUGACGGUCCGGUCCUUCAGAUGAUCUCGGCACCUAACCUCGAGAAAAUGAAGCUCUACGGACCCGCGGGGGACAUCCCCGCUCUGCUUCUGGCCUACCUCACCCGCGUACCUGCCUCUGCCGCGAAUCUCCGCCUGCUCCACAUCGACACCGUGCAUACGGAGGAUUGGGACGAGGCCACGGUACCAGGGAUCCUCCUCGAGUGCUUCGCCAAGAUGGAAGGGCUCCAGGUCAUUGGCUUCAACGUGUUCCCGGAGGAGAUGGAGAUGGAGAUUUUCGGCCCUCUGACCAGAAAUUCGGAGGAAGGCGCUCUACCACUGCUGCCGAACCUGAAGGUCGCCAUGUUCGGUAGCCGAAGUUUUAGCUGGAACAUGGUAUACACCGAGGCGUACACAGCGUUUGUGGAAUCACGGAAGAGCGCUCAGCUUAUAGGCGGGGCCGUGGUUCCGGCGGCGCAGAUCUCGCGGGAGCACCGGGAUAUUUGGGAGAUUGACAUCGGUCAGAUUCAAAUCCAUUAG
This is a messenger RNA of Schizophyllum commune H4-8, 2274 nucleotides long. RefSeq lists its product as uncharacterized. NCBI's taxonomy places the organism in Eukaryota, Fungi, Basidiomycota, Agaricomycetes, Agaricales, Schizophyllaceae. Bases 1 to 2274 code for a protein of 757 amino acids. The transcript is spliced from 3 exons. The record is from RefSeq and is a predicted model, not a curated record. Gene Ontology annotation, molecular function: protein binding.